GCGCGCAUCGAACCCGUCCUGGACGAAAGUCCUUCCCGCUCCGUCGCACGUAGGACACACGUUUCCUCAUCUCUCGACGCUCGACGUUCCCGACGUUCCCGACGUUCCCGACGUUUGCUCCACAGAUCGGAUUCGCGCGUCGUUCUCGCGCGAUCGUUCGUCGCCGUGUUUCCGGUUCCCGCUGCGAGAGCGUCGCUCUCCCGCGCGAGCGGAACGUCUGUCACGAUCGUCCGAGCGACGUGGAUUUAGGAAGGAUUAGUUUGUGCAUACUUAAUGGUGAUGGUUCACGAAGAAGGAGGGAAACGUUCGCGAUCGAUAAGGUCGAUCGAAGGAAACGGGGGGGAACGCGAUUCCCGCGGAUGCUGCGACGGAGAACGCGACGGUAGAACGAUGAUAGAUCGAGGACAAUCGUGCUUCGCCGCCGUCUAAAGACACUCAAGUGCGGUAACAGCCAAUGACAGCCAUCAAGAGCCGUCGUGCUUUCAAUCGGCGUAUAAUAUGUGCCCGUUCGGUUAGGUAAUUGUAUCGAGGUCAAACGUCAUCAUGUCGAGUACCGCUUGUUAGGAGAACGAUGUAUUCGAUCCAAUACAUUGCCACAUUUUUCAGAGGUAGGAUAUUUAGCUUGCAAUUUUCCAGCCAAGUAUCUCAUCAUGUACAGAAAGGAAAAUACGAAGGGCGUGAAAUAGGGAGGAAGAUAGAUAGAAGUGUCCGAAAAAUCGACAGAAAAGUCACCGCAAUCGUGUUAAGAUAAAUUAUAGUUUCAUUUUUGCGCGCGGCGGAAAAAUUUAUUAUUGACGCUUCGGCUUUCUCCCGAUACAUACACGAAAGAGCGAUCUUUUUCUUUCCGAUUCUCCAAGGUGCUCUACCGAUCCAUCGUCGUCCCAUCGCCGUCCAUUGUCGGCCGUUUCAUCCUUUUUGAAACGACGACAUUGAAGAGAACGGUAUUUACGUUCGGAGUUCAGUACCAGUGUUAGCCCGCGAGCAGAUGAGAAACGCACAAACAAACGAUCUUGACGUUUGAGAAGAUUCGUGGGGGACGAGAGGGUUGGACAAGUUCGUCAGUGUCCGUUUAAAAGUCGUGCUGUUUUCUGCGCGGAAUUUUUUACCUGUGCACGAACCCUCUUGCUAUAUGUGUGCCGCGUGAUGCGCCCUUAACGGUGAGGGGGUGGGAAGAUCGAGCCGAUAAGCGCUGGUUGUUUCCACGCUUUAAUUCGUCCCUUGCUUUCGCGUGUGUCUGUGUUUGUCUUUGCGCGUGUGUGUGUGCCUCACUUCGGUGAGCGGUCGCCGCGCCAAUCUGUCGCUCUCGGAAGUGGUGAGUUUGCUGGGCCUCGCCGACGACGACGAGGUCCUCGCGGGCACGUCGGAGGAGAGCAGAAAACGCGCCCUGUGGCAGUUUUAUUCCACGGGCAUGCUCACCCACAGCCACAGCGAUGGAGAGUUCCCGAUGUACUCGCAGGCAAAAAAGCAAAAUGGUGCUGCUCUGCGAACAAACAGUUUGGGUUCGGGAGCGAGAACGCCACCCUUGGAAAGAAAAAGUAAAUUUUCUGCCCUCGGUAGACUUUUCAAACCUUGGAAAUGGAAGCGGAAAAAGAAAUCGGAUAAAUUUGAGGCCGCUUCUCUGUCGCUCGAGAGAAAAAUCUCAGUACGUGCCAGCAGAGAUGAAUUGGUGCAGAAAGGAAUAUUGCUGCCCGUGAUACGAUCGACUUCGUUUCCGGAAAAUGAAACGAUAAGCGAGUCGGUGACAGACGCGCAAAAACCACCGUCGCCGCAGCAAACGUCUCAGCAGCAGCAGCAGCAGCAGCAGCAGCAACAACAACCGUCGCAGCAACAGCCACCCGGCAUCACUGUGACUGGUAGCACCGGGGGUGGCGAUGGCACCCCCGCGGCAACACCCACGUCCGUCGGUAACGUGCAGCAUUCCCAGCAAUCCCAGCAAGCGGUACCCUCGGCCACGCCGACCCCGACGACUGCCAACCCGCAUUCUACUACAGGACCGCCCAGCAGCAAUCAGCCAUCGCCUCAUCCCUCGCCUCUCUACUCCGUGAUGCCGCAGCAGGCCGGCCAGCCCAACGGCAGCACGCAAGAGCCGAAGAAGGAAAAGACCGAACAGAAUGCGAACGGCGCGAUAUCGCCAAGCGGCGGUGGCGGUGGCGGCGAGCCGCAGGCCGCCAAUUUCGGCACGGCCACGACCGGCUCGGCGGUGCCGGCCCCGGAUGCCGGGGACCAGCCGAGGCCGAACCGGCCGAGCACCCUCGACGCCAGGGUGGUGGCCAGGAGGCUGAUCUUGUUCGACAUGGACAAGGGGGUGCUGGAUCAGAGCGCCGACAAUCAGCAGGUGAUCGAGAGGUGUUACCCGCUACCACCUCAGAACACUCUGGUGCUGUCGGAGCUCCCGGAACCGCCGAUACCGCUGAGCGAGAUCGGCCCUAUACCACCCCCGCCGAUGUUCAGCUCCCCGAGUCCGACUUUGCUGGCGCGACAGCGUCAAGUCCCGCUCUCGGACUGCGAGGACGAGGAUGAGGAGGACGUCGAUGUGGAGGAGGAGGACGACAACAUGUACGGCUUCAAGGUGUCUCAGCCUGAUCCGGCGAUCGACACGAACCGUGUCGAGGAGAUACCGGCGAAGGAGCCCAAGUUCCACGCCGUACCGUUGAAGAGCGUCCUGAAGAAACGGGGUUCCGGAAGCGGGCCCGGCACGCCGCAGAACACACCGACGCAGGAGAACAGGCCGCUGACGCUUCGCCAGGAGCUCCACGCCUCGUUCAAAAGGCCACCGUUGAGGCCUAGGAUGAGAAUAUGCAGUCGACCGGUCAGAUUCGGCCUCGCUCUGCCCUGCACGUUGGAGAACAAGGAGAACGCGAGGCCUUACGUCAUCCGAGAAGACGUGGACGGCGACUCCGGCGACGGGCAGGUCCUCUACAGGGAUGAUUACGACGAUGAGAAGACCCGUUUGGCAGCUAAGAUCGCGCGCAAGGAAUCGCUAUCGCUGAAGCUCGCGCUCAGGCCGGACAGACAGGAACUCAUCAACAGGAACAUCCUUCAACUGCAGACGGACAAUGAGAGGCAGGAGACGAAAGAGGCCAUUGGUGCCAAGCUUAUUAGGCGGCUGAGUAUGCGGCCGACCCAGGAGGAACUCGAGGAGAGGAACAUUUUGAAAAAGCAAAGUCCCGCCGAGGAGAAGAAACAGAAGGAAGAGAAAAAACGCUAUCUUCUACGAAAGCUAAGUUUCCGACCGACUGUUGAAGAGCUCAAGGAGAAAAAGAUUAUCAGGUUCAACGAUUAUAUCGAGGUAACGCAGGCUCAUGAUUACGACAGAAGAGCCGACAAGCCUUGGACGCGAUUAACUCCAAAGGACAAGGCUGCCAUUAGGAAGGAGUUAAACGAGUUCAAGAGUUCGGAGAUGGCCGUUCACGAGGACAGCCGACACCUCACCAGGUUCCAUAGGCCAUGACAAUUGCAAUGUGUUGAGGUGCUACAGUGUGGUGCGGGUAUACGUGAAGGUGCAGUGUGGUGGCUUCGUGUUGAGGCCGGGUGAAGAAAGAAGGAAGAAAGAAUCGGUUUUCGUUACUUCCGGUUUUAAGACCGGAAUGCGCGAUAUUCGCGUCCGAUCGGUGACGGUGAAUUUCUUUGACGUUGCUGCGUCGUGUCGUUCGUCGUUGUCGCCAGAUAUCAUCCGCUGGCACUUCUUCCGUCAUCGUCAUUUAUACACGUCAACGACAAACGCCACCAUGACGUCGACGAAGAUUGUGAUAGGGUGACUCGCCGCCCCGUCGAAGAGGACUUGGCGGGUCGCUCGCCGAUUUCUUUUCACAAGGGUCGUUCACACCCGUGCUUGGUCGAACAGUUCGCGCUCUUUCCAACACCUAUCUAACUAUUCUUCAUCUCUUUAUAUCUUCUACAAUGAUCUCGUUAUAAUACACGCGUACACAAGGCGUUUAUAUUCCCAAGAUAUCUUGGAAAUAUUCUUAAAAUUUUUGGCGAUAAAUCCUCAAGUAGGUAUGCUACGCGCGAGUCUCUCCUUCCGCAUUGAACGACAUCAUUGAAAUUUAAAACUACAAUCUUCGGAUUCAGCUCUUGAAAGCUUGCCGUUGUUGAAAAUCAAAACACUGUAUAGUAAGUAAGACUUUUUUUAUCGAAAUGCUCACGUGUGUGUCCGCACGUUUACGCUGAAUAAGAUCCAAAGUCAUUUUAAAUUAUGUGUUCUGUCUCUUCCGUGUAUAUAUAAUUGACGUUUUUUGUUAUGAAUUUUUACAAAUUCUUUGUUGUAUAAUAUAUUUAUAUUAAUUAUAAUUAAUGACGUGAAUCACGUCUGUCACGAAUAUAUUUUAACAAUAAAAAUAUUACAUAUGGUGAAAACGCAUGUCACACGCAUACCGAUGCGUGAAAAUGUAUGGAUUAAUCGCGUACAAAUUGAUUGUGUUUAAAAUUAAUCGUGUAAGCCUUCGGCGUAAUUUUAUGGACAUUACGAGCGCGCGUGUGAACAUACCCUUAAACGUGUAAACACCAUUUUGCAAUCAAGCUAGCUCAUCAGUGUCACCUGGCAUCAUUGUAAAUGUAAAUGUCUCUCAAAUUUCAUUGUAACACAGAGAUGUUAUGAUAUGUCUCGUUAAUAUCACAAAAAAAAGAAUACUCGAACCUUGUAACGAAUAUUCGAGAAUCAGAUGAAGAGGUACAUCACAUUACAAUCGAUAUAUCUCGUAAAUAAUGUCAAGUAAAGUGAAUUCGGUUUAGUUUUUAACUAAAAAAAAGUUUUAGUAUUAAUAUUUUUAUACGUUGACGAAUGAACAGCAGCAGAGUUCGCAAAAUCAUUUUUCAAUAUAGUCCCUCGUUUUUUAUUAUUAAGAUUAUAUUCGGCUGACGUCCGAAAAUGUGAUUUACGAUAAUUCCAUGUUCUCACGAUUUUCGCGCAGAGAAUAUUCAUUGCUUGAGACUUUCACUAACACUAUUGCGUACGUAGUUCGUUAAGCUCUUCGUAUACACACCGCGCGAGGAAUGAAAACAGCUAUUCAAUGUCUACGACAAUCGGUCGACUGCUCGAUUGACAAAAAGAAACUGUUUUCCUUUACUGCCAGGUAUCACUCUCUUGUGGAGCUGCCUUGAGGAGCAAGCGCUUACGAUUAUUGUAAAAAAAAGAUAAAUAAAAAUAAAAUUGGACGUACUCCGUUCAUAAGAAAUCAGAAAUGCAUUGUGCAAUUAAACUUUGUACAGAAGUAGAUAGCGUGUACAUUAGUGACUAUUAUUAUCAUCAUUGUUAUAUCGAUAAUCGCUAUAGGGACGCUCUAUGGUCCUCGUUAAUUUCGAUCGUGUGCGCGCUUUAAUCGCGACAUUGUUAACAAAUUUAUUAAGAGCAGAGAUCGUUUGUUGUUCCGUGCGUUGAGUUGAAUGCGAAUAGAUUCGCGAUAAAAUUUCAGAAAAAAAAAAGAAAAUCAAACGCAUUUACGAUAAAUAUGAAUGCUCACUACAUAUUUUGAUGAAUAUGUUUACCUUAAUGGUUCGGUAAUAAAAGCAGAAUAUAUAUUAAAUCCCUGGAAUUGCGGCUAUUUACUAUCAGAUUAGUUUAUACUCGCAUCACCAGCAACGGAGCAUCAACGAUAAUCACUCUGUAAAGCAAUCUGAGUCAACAGUGGAUUGUAGUUCUUAAGUUAUAGUCCUGUCUAUAAUAUUGACUCAAAGAAAAAAAAUUGAAUUAGGCAGAAUUAGCGCUAACUGACGUCCGGCAACAACCGGCUCUUAGUAUCGAAACUCGUUCAGAUCCGUUGUUCUCAACAGAGAGUAAAACGAGCAAAAAAAGUAGUCGCGUUAUAAAAUUACCAUGUUGCGCGCAAAUUUAUAUCUAGAUUCUUAGUUGAUCGAAAAAACGAAGUCCAACGAAGGAGGAAAAAAAGAAUAGAUAAAAGACGAAAAGAGACACGUGCCUCGAUGUGCGAUGUGUCUUGCACGCUUAUCUCUGGAAGCUUCUUGCAUCCCCUCCAUUUGCUUGUCCUACCCCCGUUGUGCGAAACCGAUCCUCCCGUUCACGUCGUCAUUGACGCGACAGAGGUUCAUCGUAUAUUCUUGUUUUGGACAACCAGCGAGCGAAACCAAAAAAAAAAAACAAAAAAACAAAGAGAUUGCGAGCUACGAUCUUGCGUGAUACAAGCGAAUUCUACAGCAGCGGUGAGUAAAAACGAAGUCGCGGUCGUCAGUCUACUUUCCUCUCCUCGUUUAGAAAUCCUAGUUUUUAACGAUCGUCCAAUGGGGUGAGAGGAUCGGUGUGUAAUGUGUCGAUCUUUCUCUUAACCCGUCGGUGAACUCAGCUGUUCGAUAUUAAUUCGUCAACUUCGAGGUCGUCGAAGGUACAAAGGACGAGACGCCUCUACCUUCGGGAAAAUACCACGAAGAAGUACGUCAUAAGGAACGUCAUAAAAUAAUAAGCAGGGAGAUUUAAAGUGUCUCUCUCGUUCCAUUGGUCGAGCGCUGUGGCUACCAUGUAGUCGAUAAAUAUAUCCAUUUCCGGAUUACCUGGGUUGGUAUGAAUGAAUGCCCAUGUAUGAGUACGUGUGCGAAUAAUGUGCAUGAAGAGAGAGCAAAGGAAAGUGUGUGUAUAAUCAUUGAACAAAAAUUUUAGGAAGAGAGUGGUCGAAAUUUGAAUGGAGCGUCUCUGCGACAAUUUUUUUUCCUCGAGCUACGUUCGAAAACGUAUCUCUAUGUGUCGUCCUACAUACAUUUUCAUAAUAAAAUGUCACAUACAUACACUAGAAGUUAAAUUUUAAAAAACGGCCAUCAUUUCUCAUACCGGAACAUAUAGUCAUUUAACUAGUAAAAUUUAGACGUUUAUGAUGAAUGAAACAUGAAUAAAGAAAAUUUAUUCUCUAAUCAAUUUCAAUUUAAGUUAGAUUUUGUAUAAUAGAAAUGAAAUUAAAAUUUUAACAUUAAAAAACAUGAUAAUAAUUGCGAUUUUCCAUCAAAUUUUUGGAGGAAAAUACGUGAAAUUAUAGCUACGGUAGUUUUACACAUCGUGUAAAUUGUUAAAAUGCAAAUUUUAAGAUUAGAAAGUUAGGCAAUUCAAUAUCGUUGUCAAUGAUUAUUUUCAUCAUGUUCAAAUGAGUAAAUGACUGCUUUGAAAUGGGGUAGUCUUGCAAACUGUGAAACGACGUUCUCGAACGUAGCUUCACAUCCCCACACCUGUUCGAAGCGUCCACUCUCUGAGCGUGGAACAAAGACGAAAGAAGUAUAAAAAGCACGACAUGCGAAACAUAUGUCUAAAAAAAAUGAAUGGUUUUGUGUAUGUACAUAUUAAUAUAUAAAUAUAUAUAUAUAUAUAUAUAUACAUAUAUUCGCAUAUUGUAAAACACCGUGAUAGGAGAGAGCCCGCUGCUACACGCUACACGAUAUUACGCAAACGGUGAACACUUAUAAAUACUAAUUUUUAGAUAACGGCGCGCUCUAAAUGCAAAACAAUACACCAUAUACAUAUAUAAAUAUUAUACAUAUAAAUAUAUAUAUAUAAAUAGAUAUAUAUAACGCGUACAAGCAGUAUGUGCAUUUUCCAGCACAGAUAGUUGGUAUUUUGUGUACAAAACUGAACAAAAAGAAAACAAUUGUUGGAUAUUCUCUCUGGACGCGCCGAGUUCGGGGACCGCGCAUCGUAACGGAGAGGCGAGAGAAAUGAAAUUAAACGUCAGUCUCCGUUGCAAUCGCAUCGCUGAACGAUUGAACAACGAGACGAUCGGCCGAUCGACGGCGCGGAACGGCACAAAAGCGCGUCGCGUCGCGAACCAUCGACCCCGUAGUUACUUCAUAUAUCGUCAUCCCAUCUGAAUGUAAUAAUAUUAUCGUUCAAGUCUAGCGCAUUCUCUCUCUUUCUCAAUCGCAUCCCGCUUCAUGUGUCCAAACCGUUUCUCUCUCUCUCUCUCUCUCUCUCUCUCGUUACGCGCAAUAAGCGACACACCGCUUAUUCUGCAAAACGAAUCCGAAAAUGAAAUUAAUUUAGUUUUCCGCACCCUUCAGACGAUUCUAAAAUGCUGGCGAAUCUUCGACACUCUUCUCCUUUAAGCGAAAAAAAAACCCCAAAAUAUUUUUUAUCUAAGAAAAUAUAAAUCUCUUAUAUUUCCUGUGAAAAAAAUGGAAGCUAAGAUCUUACGUUUUGCAGAAUAGCGGAGGUUUGGCGCGGUAAUCACAAUAAUAGAGUCGGGCUGUAAAAAAAAAGAAAGAGGAAAGUGAACGGAAAUGAAUUUGUCGUAAUCGGAAAUAAACCGUGAAAAUAGACCGAACGGAGUCCACUUGUAUUAUAGCGUCUUAUGAUAGUGAAGGAUUGUAAUGACAGUAACAAUAACAAAGAAUCGCGGUAAUUUAAGAAUGAACUCGAGAGGAGAGAAACGCGUGAGGGAGAGAGUAUAGUAGGCGGUGCAAACCGGUGGCUCUCCAGUCCUCCAACUCUUUCCGCGACACUGGGGAGCUUCCGGUUUCUCGCAACCGCAAAAAAAAAAUAGGGCUGAGGACACGCGGGACACUCGUCGCGCGAAUCCUUCGCUCUCGCGGAUUCGGACCUGUCAAAGGGAAAACGCGAAAACGAGGAGAUGACGUGUUCGCGCGAGCGAUGGACAAAUUGGCCGGACGAGUGUCCGGCGCAAAGGGCCGAACCUAGAGAUUUUUACCAAAAUGACUCCAUGCCACGCGAGGUAAAGGCAGUUGCAGUUAAUUCGUAACACGCGCUCUGUGUUUUAUGAGAAGGAGCGAUCGUUGUUGAGAAGCCAGGGUACGGGAGUUCCGAGUGUCCGGCGCGGAACGAAAUUUUGCCGCGAUCGCGGUCCUGGCAGAUUUUAUCCCGGCUUCUUUUUGUCGGGAUCGUACAUGACGCGUAUAAGUACGUGUACAACAAUCGUUUUCAGAACGUUUGCGGAACGAACAAGGUGCGCGACUUCCGCCUCCGUGGAGGACGAAAUGAUCUCUGCAUCCUUUCUAGUAUCGCGCGUGUUUCGCCCCGGACGCGAAGAAUUUUUCGCGAGGAUUAUCGAUGAGAUAAGGGAUCGAGAUGUUAGUUUAGGAGACAGACGCUUUCCUUUUUUUUUUCUUUUUUAAAAGCAAUGCGCACCUGAGGCGCUUGAAUAAUUAUUUCGCGCUAGCGAGGACUAGCGAUGUAACUAUUCGCGCCUCGCACAUCGCCGCCGCAUCGUUAUUUAACUUACGUUCGCAUUGUUUUUAAGAAGCAACACUCUACACGCGUUCUCGCACGCGCGAGGGUAUGCGUUUCCUUUCCACUCGGUUUGCCCGCCGAUAUUUCAGCGUCGUUCGGUUUAUCGGAACAUUCGGUCAGUGAUCGACUGCUGACGCGUUGCACGGGACGUAAUUUGGAAAAAAAUUGUAUUAUAUAUCGAAACCGAAAAAUCCUCUAUUAUAUGUAAGAAUAAUGAUGUAUAUAUAUAUAUUGAUUAUUACACACGGUAAA
Molecule: messenger RNA, 9427 nt
Organism: Monomorium pharaonis (pharaoh ant)
Lineage: Eukaryota; Metazoa; Arthropoda; Insecta; Hymenoptera; Formicidae
Product: phosphatase and actin regulator 4
Exons: 15
Coding region: 1409-3451 (680 amino acids)
Biological process (GO): actin cytoskeleton organization
Molecular function (GO): actin binding
Source: RefSeq, a predicted model, not a curated record